This is a messenger RNA of Ectocarpus sp. CCAP 1310/34, 1833 nucleotides long. The record is from the annotation of a GenBank genome assembly. Lineage: Eukaryota; Phaeophyceae; Ectocarpales; Ectocarpaceae.
CACCAACCUGCUUCCAGGGCCCGAGGGUAAAUAUGAUCCUACCGAGCAAAGAGUGGAUCGUUUCAUGAGCACCACGGAUGACGAUUGCGACUCCACGUGGUCGUCUUGGCCUUCUGUUCAAGAGGCGGCCGUUGCCAGGGGUACUGUGGUAGUGUUCAAUGUGUUUCCAUCUGUGGGCAACAUGUUCGUCAUUCUUCACAACAUCAUCAAGACCGCCCGUCUACUCGAAGUGGCGCUGCUUCUCAACUGGCAAAGGUUCGAAGGAUUUCGGGAGGCUUUCGACCCGGCUUCAAUCAAGUGGGACCUUGACCAGCCAACGCUUGUGCAACAGGCAGCACCGAGGAGUCAAGGUGCCGAAGCCGAACGUCUUUACCCUUUCACGUUCCCGGAUGGUCAGAUGGUACUUUCCCACUGGCAACUAGAAACCAUCGCACGAAAGGUGGGCCUCCCUGGCACAAGCGUGGAUGAAAUGGCCGCAGCACUCGAAGAGGGCUAUUCGAAGAUCGGCGGGCUGGGGCGUCUCUCCAGAGAAACUGUGCAAAAUGAACGCUUUUCGGUUCUACCAUGUGCCUGGAACAUGCUCCUAAGACGCAGCCCUGCCAUGAUGGCAAGCCUGGAGGCUCACAACCCGUGGAUGACGCAUGAGUUCAACCCUCGGCCGAAGAAAUACGUGGCGUGGCAUAUCAGGACUUCGCAUGGGGAGACCAACGGUUCGUUCACGCCACAUGUUCAUACGUACAUUUUCCACCGUCAGUCAUCAACUUCAGUGUUGCCGAUUUUCCUGUCUGCAACCGACGCCGCGGAGAGGAUGUGCCCGAGGUUCUUCGACCAAGACGUUCCAAUCACGCCAGUUUACAUAUCCUCCAACAGCAAAACCAUGGCGCGCAAUUGCACGGUGCUCGCUGCUACCCUCGCUGCUGAGCACAAGGUUGGGCCUGGGUUUGUUGACCUCGGUAUAGACGAUGUGGACGCCCACACGACAUUCAGCAAGAAUCCAAAAGCGACGGCUUUGAACGCGUUCAUCGACUACCUGUAUCUGAUGGACUCUUCCAUCAUUGUGCAAACCGGAUCGUCAUUUUCGUUUACCGUUGCAUCUAUCAAGGGCAUGAGCUGCCACGGAGUAGCAAAGCCUGAAGGAUUGCCUGUGAAAAACCUGAACGUCUGCUUGCCGGCUGACUGCUAAAUGUUCGCAGAGGGAACCCAACCGCUGAUUUCGUGCAUGUGGUCCCGUCUGCUUGCUGUGUGCAGUCGGCGUGUCCGAUGGGAAAUCGUGUUGUUUCUUGUUGAACCGUCACAGUACGCAACGGAGGUCUUGGGGUUUCGUUUUGUCCAUCCAUCUGUCUGUGUGCGUAUGGAGGGUUACUCAAUGUUGGGGUGAAUAGCUUGAGGUAGCAUAGGGUCGGGCUAACCGCUUCUUAGACUCGACGGCCAACGCUCGAUUAAUACGUAAGACAUCCUGCUAAUAACACGAAGGUGUUGUUGGCGCCAUGCCCAAUGCGGCUGGACGAGCAAGGCGUACACAGCAGUGUUCAGGCACGAAAAUGUUGAGGGCCUAAAAAAAAACACUAGGUACGUGAGUGCUGGGGUUAACUCUCACGUGAAUACACCCACAAAUGAAACCCGUUCCCAGCUCCGAUCACCGUGCGUGCCCGACGAUCGCCAGUGUGCCUCGCUCAUUAGAAUUCUUAAGCCCCAAGGCCUCGGCUUUCUGUUCGGAAAAUUCUCGGACCUUUAGAUUAUUCGAUGUAGGCCCCACCAAAACGUGACGCCGCUAAAAAGUGGCCCCACUCUUCGCUUCACUUGGUUUAGAUCAUUAGGCGAUCUCCCGUCUCU